ACAAUAAACAUUUAAAUUUUUGUCAUGAUCACUGAGGCAAAAUAAAUUAAUGGGCAUCCCGUACCUCUCUACCACGGUCGCCGUCAGGAGCGCACCCAGAAGGAACUGUUUCAUAAGCCUCCCUCAGACACUCCUAAGGAGCAUCGCUCCCUGUACUGUCCACGUGUUCUCAUUCUCGGACAAGUCAGGGCAUGAGUGCUUGGUGUCGUGGGCCGGUGAGAGUCAUGUGACGAAGGGCAACGAAGAGCCGGCUAUCAUCGUAUGUGAUAAGCUGCUCUCAAUGAACGGUUUCAGUGUUGGAGAACAAGAGCUCGUGAUAUUAAAGCAGCUGCCCUCACCUUCUGCUUGUGAGCGUGUUUGUGUUUCAGUAUCGUGUGCCAGCGACUGGGAGAAUUUGUGUUUGAAUAUUGAUAUGGUGCAACUGGAAUUUUUAGAGCAAGUGAGAAUAGUGGUUCCUGGCGCACGGUUCCCUCUCUGGCUCGAAGGAGGUUCAUGCGUAACCAUGUCUGUGCUACGUGUAUCGCCGGCUGCAGUGAGCGGACUUUUGCUGCCUCUCACUUACGUGGAAGUUGUCCCCCCUGGAUCUGAACAUGCGCCUGAAAGACUACCAUCUCAGUCUCUUCAGUUUUCUUCUUCGGAUCUCCCUAAUGCAAAUCCCUCUCUUCCCCUAUACGAAACAACUGCAAUGAGUAACGAAAAUAAGUUGAAAUGUGAUUCCCUGUUAACUUCAUUGACGAAGUGCGUGCUUUAUAAUUUGAUUCGAAUGAACCAAACUAUUGUAGACACACCUUCGGCCAAAAUUACCAAGUUGUUGAGAGUCCUACCUCCGCUCGACUAUCCGCUAAUGUCUCGCUCUCAUCCCUUCUCUUCUGUGGUUGUUGUUAGCACUGAUGCCGUUUACGACACCCCCUUCAAUAAGCAUUCUUUCUUUCCUGCAAUGAUACAACUCGCUAUGCCCUCAAAACUUGACAAGGACGAAAAAGGUCCGUCAGGGCAGACAAGCAAACCAAAAAAUGAUACUUCCAAAUCAUUUUAUGUGAUGGUGAUGGUUCUUGAAAACGCUCAAAAAACAGUUGAUGUUGAAUUUUUAGACUAUGUUCUCUCGAAUAGCUUUGUUGCUGGGCAUUUUGCCGUUGUGCCCAACUCGAUACGGAGAAUUUUAUGUCUGGCUUCUCCUAGUCUAAUACUGAUGAAGACUGGAACCCUUCCAUUCCGUUCAGGGCCUCUUCUCAUUGACGUGCAUUCAGGCCGAAAGUUGCUACAAGAAGAGCUUGUGCGCGUGAGCAGCACCGUGAAACAAAUGUUCAAAGAAGCCUGUGAUCUCUGUGACACGAUCAUUAAUCAUGGCAGCUUGUAUACCAUUGUGCUACCUACGGGGCCACUUGAAGUUUUGGUGCUUCUCCGAGGCGGUGAUGCACCGCUUAUGCUCACUCGCUCCACUGUUGAUUUGUUGAAUAUUCACGUUACAUGCCAGCUGAGCAAAGAAUUUGUAUCUGUACCUCGAUCGCCGCCACUCAGUGAUUGUGAACGUGAUUUGUCGCAGCCUAUAUUCGACUUCGUAGGUGACGCAGUUUUUGCUGAUACUUUGCGGAAACGAGUAACACGUUUUUUGGGGUUAUCGUCAAGUCGCUUCAAGGAGCCAAUUUUCGCUUUAUUGCAAGGAGAAUCUGCUAGUGGCAAGACGACGCUUGUUGAAAAGUUAGGUCGCGACUUUGCUGGUCUCAAUUACCGAGUUUACUGUAAGAUUGUGUCCUUAAAAAAAUUCAUUGGUAAGAAAGCCGAGGCCGUUGAGAAGCGUCUUCUUGACGUCGCUCAUACGGCGUCACUUCUGCGUCCAAGUUUGGUCGUCUUGGAUGAUAUCGACUCGCUUUGUCCAUUACGGAACUCUGACGAAAACGCCGGGCCUGUUGCUGAUCACCAUUACCAGCUGGCAUGCGCUGUUCAAAGCUUCUUGAAUUUCGUCAAAUCUUCUAACGAAAUCACGAAUCUCGAGCGUGAAGGGAGACUGGGCAACGUUUACGUCAUAGGGACAUGCGUGAGCCGCUCAGCUGUAGACCAGCGUUUAUCUGAGCAAGGUCGACCUGAUCUUUUUCCGAUUAGUCUAACAUUACCUUCUCUAUUACCUGAAAAUCGUCUGCAAAUACUCAAAAAGAUGCUGAUAAAACGUCUUGGCGCUUCCACUUCUCAUCACAUUCGUGCCUUGCAGUCACUCACCCCUGAGAACCUUUCUUUUUUAGACGACGCCAAGCUGUUGAAAAUCACCGAAGGCUACAAAUUGCCAGACUUAGCGAACUUGUCUCUAAGAACCGCAUUGUUGCUGGAAGAUAAAUGCCUUUCUUAUUCGACGGGAACUGUGGAAAGCAGCCGCUGGUGUCAUCGGUCAAUGCGCUCUCUUGAUGACAUAAAUCAUAAAAGCGCAUCCUCGUUCACGGUGAAGGAAAUUUCACUUGGAGAGCAAGGACUGCCGUCUCUGCGCGAGCUGUUGACAGAGGAGCUUGUCGCCGCCGCUGCUGAGGACUAUACGCCGCUGGCUUACAAGGACGUACGCGGCAAGCGCUCGGCAGGGCAGCAGGAGUCGACUGCGAUUGGCGGGCUGCGCGACGCGCGGGAGCUGUUGUACGAGUGUCUGUGCUGGCCAGCGGUGUACCCGCAACUCUUCGCUCAAUGUCCGUCCGCACUCGUCACGGGGUUGUUGUUGUACGGUCCGCCGGGAUGCGGCAAAACGCGACUCGCUCAUCAUAUUGCGCGUGUGGCUAACAUCAACUUCAUCACGGUCAAGGGUCCGGAGCUGCUCUCUAAAUACAUCGGACAAAGCGAAGAAAAUGUCCGCGAAAUAUUUAACAGAGCGUCUGGAUGUGCUCCAUGUCUGCUGUUCUUCGACGAGUUCGACGCGCUGGCGCCGUGCCGCGGCCAUGACAGCACCGGCGUCACGGACCGCGUCGUAAACCAGCUCCUGACGCAGCUAGACGGCGCAGAGUCCAGGACUGGAGUGUGGGUCAUGGCCGCCACCUGCAGGCCAGACCUUAUUGACCCUGCGCUCCUCAGACCAGGUCGUCUUGAGAAAUACAUUUACUGCCCAUUGCCAUCUGAAGAAGAAAGAGCUGAAAUCUUGGCAACCCUGUCGACGACGCUGGAGCUGUCAGCCCCAGUCGACUGGCAACGCGUCGCCAGUCUCACGUCGCACUUCUCAGGAGCAGACUUGCAGAGCCUACUCACCACCGCGCAAAUAGCGGCUGUGCGGGAGCUGAUCGGCGACGAGCUCGACAGAGGAGUCAUCUCGAGUGCUUACGAGACUCCUGUUCCGAGUCCUGUAGGGAAAUUGAGUGAAAGUACUCAUGGUGAUCCACAUACUGUUUCUGAUGAUAAAAUAAAAGAAGUAGGGAAUCUUGAAGCGGGAUCUGUCGAAUGCUAUGACAGCAUCCACAAUGUCCCCAUCAGCCCCAAACCUGUCGACGUCGUCGUGAAGGAACCUGUGCCCAAUUCCCUUGCAUCCUGCGGGAAUUACGCGGAGAAAAGUUUUAGAGACCAAGCUGAUAAGAAGCGCCCAGUUUCAGUUUCGAUGUCGCACAUACUGUCAGCGUUGGGGGAGGUGCGGCCGAGUGUUAGUGCGAGUGAGCGUGAGAAAUACGAAGCUCUACACCGCACUUUCAGCGGAGCUACGAGGACUGGCUCGGCCAUCGCAGCUACUGGCAAGAGAGCGACGCUGGCCUAGAGCUCGUGUCCAUUGAAAUAAGAAUUCGGUUCCCUGAUUUACAACCGUUUUCAUAUACUCAAUGGCGAUAAUUCUAUAAUCGCAAUGCAUAGGACAUGUUUUUGUUGAUGCGGGUGGUAAAACCUGUUGGUAAAGAUACAUUAGGACUGAAGGAUUUGAGUUCAAAUAACCGCGACCCUGUGUUUGGUUACCACGAACUUGUUUAUCCAUCGCAGAUACAACGUGG
Hyalella azteca is the source of this 3938-nucleotide messenger RNA. RefSeq names its product peroxisome biogenesis factor 1. The transcript is spliced from 5 exons. The coding region runs from base 50 to 3712 and encodes 1220 amino acids. Gene Ontology annotation, molecular function: ATP binding; ATP hydrolysis activity. The record is from RefSeq and is a predicted model, not a curated record. Gene Ontology annotation, cellular component: peroxisomal membrane; peroxisome; cytosol. Gene Ontology annotation, biological process: protein import into peroxisome matrix. Lineage: Eukaryota; Metazoa; Arthropoda; Malacostraca; Amphipoda; Hyalellidae.